This is a messenger RNA of Heterostelium album PN500, 579 nucleotides long. RefSeq names its product putative actin binding protein. Lineage: Eukaryota; Evosea; Eumycetozoa; Acytosteliales; Acytosteliaceae. The coding region runs from base 1 to 579 and encodes 192 amino acids. The transcript has 3 exons. The record is from RefSeq and is a predicted model, not a curated record.
AUGAUGCUCUACACAUCGAUGUUCUACUCGGCCUACGAGGGAAAGAAGAAGCAGGAGAAAACGGAGGUCGAUGAGAUUAAGGAGCGUGUUGUGGAGCUAGCCGAAAUCGAGAGGGAAUCGAUCACCAAGAUCAUGAGACUGGAAGAACAACUCAAUAUGUACAGCGAGGAGUUGAAAAUGCAGCGAUACGAGAGAAUGGCACUGGAAAAGGUGGUGAUGGAACAGGAGAACAAGCAGCUAGUCAGCGGACUAUUGAAAUUGCGUGACGAUCUAGAAGACCACCAGAUAUUGCUAUGCAAACUACAACAGAACGUUCAAAAUAAAGCGACCGGUAAGCUAGCAAGUCUCUGGCGACCUCCUCAAAUCUCAGCGGACAUGAGUAAAUCAUCGAAAGAACAAGUCGAUCUAUUAGGACAACAAUUGGAAGAGGAACUACAAAGAAUUUUAAAUAUUAUUCAUAGCACAGAAGUUAAACCUGCAACCAUUAGUAAAAAAACUGGAGAAAAGUUAUUGGAUAAAGAAAGACAAACAUAUAAUAGUAAUAAUAAUAAUAAUAUAUUUAAUGAUAUUGAUUAUUAA